CAAUUGUACAUGGUCAACACAGCCUCUGCAUUCUACAUUCGCUGCACGUUGAAACGCACGCACUUCAAUGUGAGGCAAGACAAAGCACGAUGACGCCGGCCGUCGUUCCCACCGCCUCAACGUGGGUGCUCCGCUUCAAGCACAACCGCACCACCCUCUUCCUCCACUGUGACCCACUGCAGAAGCUCUCGUCAAUCCGCGCUGAGCUACUGAAGGCCAUCCAACAGACCAGCCCGGACGGCAAGCUCAAUGGGCAUGCUAUACCAGACCAUGCAUCAGACAUCUUGCUAGCAAGACCAGUGGACAUCAACGACCUCACUCUAGGCUGGGAAGCAAUCGACACAGGCCACAGUGAGGAUGGAAUGCUCGAGGACAAGAAGGGCAAGGGCAAGGCUACCGCAAGUGCUGGUCGAGGCAAGCUCAGUAAAGAUGCAGGAACGGACUGUCCGCAGGGCGUGGGAUUGAAGGACGGCGGGGUGGUGGCCUUCAGGUUCCGGUUGGAUGCAGAUGCUUCGAAUUUGAACAUGGACGAGGGCAUCGACAUUGAGGAGGAUGAGAAGCUGGUUAGCGGUAUGCUUGCUGGUGAGUCUAUGGCUGAGAAGUGGGAUGUAGUGGUGCCGACCAUGGAGGAGACGUAUGGGGAUGACGAGAUGGCAGAGGCGGCGGAGACGGAUGUGAUGGGUACGGGUGGGAAGAAUGCAAGCGGGCGAGGCGAGCGCUGAGUAUAGCGCUGAUGGCGGGUUCGACAACGUUUGUCUAAUUAAGCCGCAAUGACCUCAUUGGACGGUGCAACAGAGUCGCCACAGCUUUGGGGAGCAACUGGAGCUCUCAGACGAUCACUAAGAGAUUGUACGACCGAGUUCUAGUGAUGACAGAGCAUGUGGCACGGCGAAGCGGCUUACUGUUCAGCAUCCCGUACUUAGCCUCUGCUUGUACGUGAACUUCCUGGGCGUCGGUCGAGACGCCACAGUUCUCGCGGUGACCUCCCACAAACCACCACUUCUCUGCUUGCAUGGCUGCCAAUAAUGCUCCAGGUUGACCAAUCCUAAAGUUG
Baudoinia panamericana UAMH 10762 is the source of this 1054-nucleotide messenger RNA. RefSeq lists its product as uncharacterized. Bases 90 to 722 code for a protein of 210 amino acids. The transcript has 2 exons. NCBI's taxonomy places the organism in Eukaryota, Fungi, Ascomycota, Dothideomycetes, Mycosphaerellales, Teratosphaeriaceae. The record is from RefSeq and is a predicted model, not a curated record.